Messenger RNA from Chilo suppressalis (striped riceborer), 13906 nucleotides. The record is from the annotation of a GenBank genome assembly. NCBI's taxonomy places the organism in Eukaryota, Metazoa, Arthropoda, Insecta, Lepidoptera, Crambidae.
UAGCCCUAAUAUGACAGUGACACGGAUAAUGUAAUGAAAUGACACUGACAGUUCCAGCCAGCCACCUUUAAUACGGGCCGGCUUGCAGCUUGCUUGGUGCAGCAUUUAUUAUCUGUUGGUGUUUUUACUAAAUGUUAUAAUAAUUAAUAACAACUUCUUGUCACUUUGAAUUGUAUUGUAACUCAUAAUGGCGAUCACUUUAAAUGAAGAUAGCAUUGUCUACCUUAUAUUGCUAUUCUCUUGGGCGGAAUACUUAUGGGAGCAGUAUCUCUCUUUACGUCAGUUAAAGAUUUACAAGACAAACAACACUAUUCCAGAUGACUUAAAGGAUAUGCUUAAUGAAGAAUCAUUCAAGAAAGCAAGACUGUAUGGAAUCGAUAAGUCACAAUUUAAAAUUGCCAAAGAGCUGUAUAGCAUAGUAUUAACAACUAUAAUCCUUUAUAACAAAUGGAUAUAUUCUGCAUGGCAGAAGUCAGAAAACAUUGCAUUAAUUUUUAAUAUCUCACCAGACAGAGAAAUACUUGUAAGUUGUGUUUUUAUGACAUUUGUCACUAUAUUCAACUUUUUUGUAAAUAUGCCAUUUACAAUUUAUGGCAUUUUUGUACUAGAGGAAAAACAUGGUUUUAAUAAACAAACUGUAGGUUUUUUUGUUAAAGAUCAAAUGAAAUCCUUGUUGCUAAGCCUAGUUAUCACUUUGCCAAUAAUAUCAGUUGCAAUCUAUAUAAUAAUGCUUGGAGGUAAAAUGUUUGUCAUGUGGUUGUGGUUAUUUACCACUGUUGCAACAUUAUUCUUGUUGACAAUUUACCCAUCUGUGAUUGCACCAUUGUUUGACAAAUUUGUUCCUCUGCCUGAUGGUAGCCUCAGGAAAGGUAUUGAAAGUUUGGCUUCUAAACUUAAUUUUCCACUUUCUCAAAUCUAUAUUGUAGAAGGUUCAAAGAGAUCAGCUCAUAGUAAUGCAUACUUUAGUGGAUUGUUUGGAGCCAAGAGAAUUGUCUUAUUUGAUACUUUGUUAGAGAAAUAUGAUGAAGAGAAAAAGACAACAACUGGAUGUUUAGAUGAUGAAAUAUUAGGUAUCUUGGCUCAUGAGCUUGGACACUGGAGUUGUAGUCACAUUUACAAAUCGAUUGUCCUAACUGAAGUGAACCUCUUAUUGCUGUUUACAGCAUUUGGUCUUCUAUUUAAAUAUUCUACAUUGUAUACAGCACUGGGUUUCCCUGUUGGACAGGAACCUAUCAUCAUUGGACUGAUUGUGGUAUUGCAAAUGAUUCUUGCUCCAUACAAUUCUAUACUUUCAUACUUUGCUACAGCACUCUCUAGGAAAUAUGAGUUUGAAGCAGACAACUUUGCAGUUUCAUUAAAUUAUCCCAAUGAACUGAGGUCAGCUCUCAUUAAGCUUGGGAAAGAUAACUUGGAUUAUCCAAUUUAUGAUAAACUCUAUUCUGCCUGGUAUCAUUCACAUCCCACAUUGUUACACAGGAUUGAAAACAUUAGACAUAAAGUUACAAAUAAGGAUAAAAUUCAUUAAUUUCAAUGCAUCAUUGAAAAUAAUGAUUUAAUCAAUUUCCAUAGAUAAAGCAUUUUUUUAAGUACAACUCAAAGUAAAUAGAUUUUGUUUUUAAAUCAUUUUAUCAAGUCUCAAAUGUUGUUUUACUUUUUAUUCUGUUGUGUUGAAAAAAAUAUUCUUUUUAUCAUUGCUGUAAGAAUUUAUUUUUGUGUUCGUAUUUUUUUAUUUUCUUUUGUGGUUCCUUAACAUUUUGUCUUGGAUAGCAAAUCAAUUUUAUUUUUAAAGCUGAUAUAUGAUGUGUAUGAUUUCAAUGUCUGGUGUGUAUAGUUUCCCUUAGGUUAGGGAGACAUCAGGACUUAGGUACAUUUAAAAUUGUAUAAUAGGUACCUUCCCAUACCUGUCCGGGGAAACAAUAGUCCGAAAUCAUGAUUUCACAUUCUUCCAUAAUUAAAAAAAAAUUGUGAUCAAACUUUUAAAAACUGUACUUAUAUGAAUGCAAAUAAUAAAUUCACAGUUUGGAAUAUUAUGUUUACAUCAUUUAUUAUCCCUAUUAUAAAUAAUAAAUUCUAUAUUAUGGUAAGUUUCAAGUAAAGUAAAAGAUAUUCUCUCUAGGAAAGAAUAUAGAUCAAACAUUUUGUUUUACAAAUGUAUGAGCUACCUACUACUAGCUUUACGUUGUUCAGGGAUUCUGAAAGGAAAUAGAAUGAAAUUUUAAUAACAGCACUAGUUCAGGACAAAACAUUUACAAUAAAAAUUAAAUUAGUGGAUGAAAAGUUCACAAUCCCCUAUUGAUGGGGCCAGUCAAAGGGGAUUAGUGGAAUAACCCAAAUCAAGUAAGAAUAACCUAUUUCCAUUUGAUGUUAGAUUGUAUAAUAAAAACUGAUGCUAAUAACAUUGAUUUCCAUGUAAUAGAAAUGUGGUAUUUUCAAUAAUAGUUUGGGAAAGGUUUGUUUGUAUUGUCAGGGGCAUAUUUAUCCUAGGGCCAAGAGGACCAUAGCCCGGGGUGGCUGCAACAAGCUGCAGGGGCGGCAGAAGCAAUAUAAAGGCAUAGGGCAAGCAGACUAAUUCAGCGCUGCCACUAGUUGGUGGGAUCAGGGGUAAUAGCCCAAAGCCGCCACUGGUACUAUGUAACAGAACAACACAGGGCAACCUGCUAAUAGUCUUCCAAUGGUUGUCGAAAAUUCAGCAGAAUCUCGUCAAGCUUCUACAGCUGACAGCCAUGACUCUAAUGAAAUCAAUUAUGAGAGAGAGAUUGAACUGCAAGAUGUUGUUAAAGAAGGCCAUGAGAAAGCAGAUCCGUCACAGUUUGAAUUGCUCAAAGUUCUUGGUGAAGGUUCAUUUGGCAAAGUGUUUUUAGUUAGAAAGGUCUCAGGUGCUGAUGCUGGCACACUCUAUGCAAUGAAGGUAUUGAAGAAAGCCACAUUAAAAGUAAGAGAUAGAGAAAGGACAAAAAUGGAAAGAAACAUAUUAGUUGAAAUGGGACACCCAUUUAUUGUUAAACUGCAUUAUGCUUUUCAAACAGCUGGGAAACUUUAUUUAAUACUAGAUUUUUUACGUGGUGGAGACUUAUUUUCCAGAUUAAGUAAAGAGGUGAUGUUUACUGAAGAAGAUGUUAAAUUCUAUUUAGCAGAACUAGCUUUGGCUCUGGAACAUGUGCACAAAUUGGGAAUAAUAUACAGGGAUCUCAAACCAGAAAAUAUAUUGUUAGAUGCUGAUGGACAUAUAGCCCUUACUGAUUUUGGUUUGUCGAAAUUACCACCAAGUAGUGAUAAAGCUUACAGUUUCUGUGGCACUGUGGAGUAUAUGGCACCUGAAGUGGUCAACAGAAGAGGUCACACAUUUGCUGCUGACUGGUGGUCUUUUGGUGUGCUUAUGUUUGAAAUGCUUACUGGAAACUUACCUUUCCAUGGGUCGACAAGACAUGAAACUAUGACGCAAAUACUAAAGGCCAAACUAGGCAUGCCUUCUAAUCUUAGUGAAGAGGCACAGUCUUUACUAAGAGCUUUAUUUAAAAGAAAUCCUCAGAACAGGCUGGGUGCUAGUCAUAAUGGUAUUGAAGAUAUAAAAAAUCAUGAAUUCUUUGCAAACAUAGAUUGGGAUGCAUUGCUCAGAAAAGAGGUAGUGCCACCGUUUCGCCCAGCUGUUUCGAGGGCUGAUGAUGCGUUUUACUUUGACUCGGAGUUUACUUGCCGUACACCAAGGGAUUCUCCUGGUGUACCGGCUUCUGCUAAUGCACACGAAUUAUUCAGGGGUUUCAGCUUUGUCGCUCCCUGUUUACUUACGGAAGAAAAUAACAAAACUGUAACCAACCAAAAUCAGAAUCACAUAGCGCAGAACAACAAAACAUCAACUGAGGAGUUUUGGUCGGGUUUCGUAAAUAGAAACAAUUUCUUUGAUGAAUACAGGUUGAUGGGAGAGUUGGGUACUGGAUCAUUUUCAGUAGUCCGUCUUUGCGAACAUAAAACAUCUAGGGUACAAUAUGCAGUCAAAAUCAUGGAUAAGUUACAGUAUGAUCCACGGGAAGAAAUUGAAAUUCUAUUGAGGUACAGUCAACACCCUCACAUAAUAACAUUACGCGGCGUAUACGAAGAAGGCGGGCGUAUACUGGCCGUUACUGAACUAUGUCGCGGUGGGGAAUUACUGGAACAUAUCACGCAACGUCGAUACUUGCCGGAACACGAGGCCGCUCCCAUACUGAGGAAUGUACUUCAGGCUGUGCACUACUUGCACAGGCACACCGUGGUUCACAGGGACAUAAAGCCAUCCAACAUUCUGUUCGCGACGUCCGAGAAGAGGCCUGAAGACAUUCGCCUUGUGGACUUCGGACUCGCGAAACAACUGCGGGCCGAGAACGGCUUAUUGAUGACGCCUUGUUACACCGCCAACUUCGUAGCGCCCGAAGUAUUGAAACGUGCCGGAUAUGACGCCGCAUGUGAUAUAUGGAGUUUAGGUGUUUUAGCAUACAUUAUGCUCUCGGGUCGAACACCGUUCGCAUCAACAGGAGACGAUACUCCUGAAGCAAUUUUAGCGAGAAUCGAGUCUGGGAAAGUAGAAUUGUCCAGUGGCGUGUGGCGCGGCGUUUCCGCGGAAGCACGCGGCUGUAUCCGCCGGAUGCUGCAGUUAGAGCCUUCACUGCGGCCCCGCGCGGCCGAUCUACUGCGAGAGCCGUGGUUACAGCCCGGGCAGACGGCCAGCCUCGCGUGCGUGGAGCCGCUCGCCGACACGGACGCGCCGCCGCCCGCGGCCGACCUGCGGCGAGCCGUCGACCUCACCUUCCAGGCUAUGACUGCUUCCCCGUUGACACCUCAAAUACUCGGUCCAGUGUCACAGUCGACGCUGGCACAACGUCGCAGCAAACCGCAGCGUCGCUUCCCACCAACGCAGCUUUAAUUGAUUCCCACCGGCUAUAAAGAACAGUCCAACGACUUUGAGAGAAACCGUUGAACUUCCAGCUAAAACGCAGCGCGGUAAGUGAACUCGAAAACGGAAACGGAGAUACUGUUUUAAGAGUCAGUCAGAAACAAUACUCGAUCACGAUUUUUAUACCGUAGUAGGUAUCGACAAAUAUAUGUGUAAAUCGAAAUAGCAUUUAUGCUACUUUAAAAAAGAAUAUUACGACGCGCUUGACUUGUUUCCAGAAAUUCGACUGGUUGAAUCAAUUAUAAUUAUGAAAGUUGUUAUUAUACUUAAUCGAGUAGAAUUUUGCAUUUUAUGAACGAAUAUAUUCAUAUGUAUUUGUAAAACAUUCCACUGUCUUGUUUUUUAGUUCAUAUCGUAGACAUUUUGCAUGUAAGAAGAGUAUAGAAUUAUUUAUAUACAUCAAAUUUGUCUUCCUUCAAAAAUGUAUAGUUUAAGCGAUAUACACUACAUUUCUAAAAACAUUACUUUGCUACCCACCUUGUUUACUUUUUAGUCUUAUUUGUGCCAUUAGAUAAUAAAAACGUACGUAUUGCUUUUUCGCCUAUAUUCGAGUUUUAAGGUAGUGCAAUAUUUUUUUACUAUUUAACUGCAUUUGUCACAAAAUCUGCACCACCAUAUUUUUCUAUAUUUAUGUGGAUAAUUUAUUUUUAUACAGUAUUAAAACUUCCCUGAAAUUAUCUAUUUUAGGUAUUGACAAUGUUGUCUAUUAUUUAGAUAUCAUCUUCAAAUGAGAUGUUAUUUAUAUUUUUGUAAUACAGUAUCCAUUAAUAUUAGAAUAAAAUUAUACAUAAUUAGUAUAAGGAUUAUGAAAGGGAAUGUUACAUUUCUUUUCAAUUAAAAAUUAAAUUGACAAGCAAGGUGUUUGACAAGCGUUGCUGUGAAUUUCGCCAUCUUAAUUAAAAAAAAUAUUAUAUUCUCAAACACUAAUAGAUAUAAAGUUCAAUUUAGCUAUGUAGUUGGUUGAAAACAGAAUUUCCGAAAAAAUAUUUAUUUAUAUUAGAAAAACAAGAUUUUUUAUGGGAAACAUUUCUAAUCACAUUCGUAAGACUUAACUGAAUUAGAUAUUGAGUAUUUUUUUACUUGAUGAAUUUUCGCUUGUAAUAAACUCGCUCAAGUCUACUUUUUGCAUAUGGACAAUUUGCUCUAUAGUUAUAUUUCGAUCUAUCCCGUGCUGUGCAUUUGCACUGAAAAAAAAAGUAUGAAAAAUUCUAUUACAAACGCUUUAGGUAAAAUAUUUUAACAGAUUAUCACUGUAAAAUAGAAAUAAAGAAGAAAUUUUCAUUCAUCAUUUUCCUUCAGUUUCAUGCUCAACACUAAUAAAAAACCCUUUUUUAUAUUUUAUUUUUAUUUAGCGGGCCUGCUGGAAGAAAUUUCAAUAUGAAAUAAGAUGUUAUCGUUACAAUUACUUAACAAAAUUUUUAAUUUUAACAGAUAUUUUGAUACUGUACAAUAAGUCAUAACCAAUCAGCAAAGCUUGUCAAUCAAAACCUUAUAUUUAAGCAACACCAAAGUUGUUAUUAUGUUACUAAUUCCCUACUUUGAUUUUAUUUGGGAUCCAUACUAAAGACACAAUGAAUUUAUUUUUGGGUAAGUAACUUUUUAUAUUUGCGUGUUAAAACUGUAAUCAAAUUGCUCACAUCUUUUGCCCCAAAAAUGUCUAGUGAGAUUUUACUUUAAAGCUAUUGAAUUAUAUCGAUAUUAGCGCGUGUAAACAAUAACUUUUUAAAUCAUUAUUCCAUUUUACCCUUAACAAUGAUUGUACAUCCUGUAUCUAAGAAUAAUCUUAGGCAGUGGGUGGUAGAAUCAGCUCUAUUGUCAAAACUUUGAUACAAUUCCUUUACAAAAACCAAUUAUACCCAAGCCAAGUUAUAGAUUCCAAUCUAAUAAAUGCAUUAAAAGUAUGUUAUCAAAUUAACUGGAUGUACUUAAACACCCGAUUAUGGUGUCUUGACUGAUUGGAAAUAAUCUAUCUUUUGGUCACGCAGGAAAAUAUUUAUAUGUUUGUAACGGCCAUUGCAUUGCCUUACUUAGUUAUUGCUAUCCUGGAACUAGCUGUUUCAGUAAACCUUGGGCUUACUCUGCCAGAAGACGCUGACAAAAUGGAUUUGAAUCUUUUAUGUCAAAUACCAUUGGUUAUUGUAGUCCAAAGGAUCUUUUCCACCUUUAUAUACCAAAUAUAACGCCCAGCCUGUACAAUGGAUGUUUAGAAAACUUAAUUAUUGUAAUAACUAAUAAAAUAAUAAGUGAGUAGCAUGUUCAGUUUAUUGAAUUUCCAUUAUGAAUAUGUUUGUAACACUGUAUGUACAUAUGGACAAAUCGUGAAACUUGUCAGUUCGGUAAAGACACCUGGAUCAAGCAACUGUUUUAUUUUUGAUACCCGUAACUAGAGUAUAUUUAUUUUUUUACAUCUUAAUCAAAUAAUAAUGUAUCAAAUGUAAUUUAAUACAUCAAAUAUGCUUUGUAGGUCAUUAGUAGCUAAUACAGAAAAGAGUCGAUUAUUCUAAUCUCAGCUAUCCUAUAAAUAUAUAUUAUCUGAGCCCCAAGCAUGAAUUUUGUUUGUUCAAAGUUCCUACGAAAACUAAGCAGCGCCUCUACUGGACGUAUGAACAAACUGGCUCCUUUCAUACAAACUAAGACGACGACACGAUUACGGAUCUAUCAAAGACUGUGCUUGGUCGAAAGUUGUUUUUACAACCACGAAAACAAUAAUAACUUGCAUGUAUACAAAAAUGUUUUUUAAUGAAUAUAACCUUGGUUUUUGUUGAUUUUAAUAUGUAAUUGCUAUCAUUAACUUUUGUAUAGGUAACAGCAUUUGCACAUCAAUAUUUUAGAUUACAAACAAUCUUCAUUCUUUUUAGUAUCAAUAAUUAUGCGGAUGAAUUAUGAUGAUAAUUAGUUUUAAUUAAUCAAGCCUCAACUGUAUAAUAUCAUAUCCAUUUUCCAAAAUCAAUUUAAUUUCAUAUCUAUAAGGCCUAACAUUGUUAAUUGAUCUAAUCAUAAUAAAACGUGCUUUACUUAAUGUAUGUUUAAAGAGUAAGUAUAGAUAUUCUAUAUAUUAUUAACCUAUAAUUAUUAUCAAAUUAACUAUGCAUACUACUUAAUUUAAUUUUAUAUUUUUAUUAGUACCGUUAAAUCUUGGGUGCCAUUUUCAUUGGUUUCAUAAAAUUAAGGUAUUCUAAUGUAGGUGGUGGUUGAAAAUCUGUUGUAUGUUAGUUAGAGUACAUUAUAAUAAUGUAGCUUUGUCGUCAUGGUCCCGACCAAAGAGUUCUAUUUAGUCAUUGUAUUCAAUUUAGUUUUAUUAGAAGAAUAAUUGUAAUACGAUUAAGACGAUGACGAUGAAUAUUGUUUUUUUAAUUCAUUUGGAAAUUCCUAAAAAGUAGAGAUGCGCCGAAUAUUCGUAUUCGGUACAUUUGGCAUAUUUUUUAAAGUUCGUAUUCGGCCGAAUAUUCGGUUGAUGUGCCGAAUGAUUACCGAAUAAUUAAAUUAUUAUUAUUAUUUCAAAACAAUGUUUUCCUUUCAUAACUAAGUUUAAUUAAAAAGGUAUGGUUCAUUGUGAGAAUUGUUGGUGCACAGUUUUUAUAAAUGAAUACAUACAUAAAGUCACGCCUUUCUCCCACAGGGGUAACUAGGUAGAGAUUACUUCUUUCCACUAGCUACGAUCCUUACAUACAUCUUUCGCUUCAUCUACUCUCAUUACAGUCCUCAUACAUGCUCACCGAUUUCGGGUAGUUUUGACCUUUUAUAAAUUAAAGUCACACUUAUUUGUGUAACAAAUUUUUAUUGACAAUUUAGUUAUUAAAAUUACCAUUAAGAAGUCAGAAAAAAUAGUAAGUCUUAUUUAGUAAUAAUCAUGAAUUAAAUAUUUAUAAUUAUAAUAAGAACGCACCCGGCUCUUGUAAAGUGCAGCACGGACUUGUAUAAACCUAUUUGCCGCGCAAAACUGAACUGAACGCUACAUUUUGAACCGAAUAUUCUGCCGAACAUUCGUAUUCGAUUGAACCGACAUUCGGCGCAUCUCUAGUAAAAAGUAUGGGAGUGAUGAUUAUAACUGAUCUCAUGCUAACGCACUGCUUAAUGCUAUGAAUGCAGUAUUUUCGUAAAACAAACCUUUUUUGAACUUGCCUCUCGACAGUUAAUAUGUAAAGUAAUGUAUAAAAAACUUUAAUAUGUUAUACUGCUAAUCUGGACCAUAGUGCUCUAGUUAUAAAAUAAAGAAACAAUUUUAAAAUUGUUUUUCUUGAAAAUUUAUGUAUAUGGAGUAUUGUUAACAUUUCUUUCAUAUCUAAAAGUAUCGCCAAAGUAGAUGAUUCCAUACAUUCUUUCGAAAAUAUAUUUUCUAAAUCUGGGAGAAUACAAACGUUCUCGACCGAUUCCUCCUUGAUUUUUGUGACUAAAGAAUUUUAUACAUAAAAUAUAAUUUUACUCAUUCUAUGCUCCUAUCUUCUCUUCCUUUUUUCGGUCACUUGUAUUUUAAAGAAACUCGAAGCCCUCGAAAAAGGCCAUAAAUAAACAAUUUUUUAAUUCCACUAAACACGUCAAGUGUGGAGACAUAAUAAGCAUUUACAAAAACAUAUAGGCAUAGCUUCACUAGGUACUUCCUUUUUAUUCUUCGUGUAAAUUUUCUUUUACAUAUAUCUAAUUUUCGAGAGCGGAACCUCGAAUUUUGUAAUUUUAUACUCAAUUUUCCGCCUUAACUACUGUUGUCCCUAUCGCAUGGUAUUUGCCCAUGCGUGACAGCAAUAGUUUUUUCAAAUACAUAUUUCUCAAAUGUCUCUCAGCUCGCGACCGCUCUUAAUUAGGGCUCACUUGCAGCAAAUUUCCUAACUCUUGAUUCAACUAAAACGAGAUUUAACCCAUAGAAAAAUGACAAAAUGUAACUCGACGGAGAAGUUAUAAUUCCUCCUACCCAAGAAAAACAACAUUUUACACGAUGAAAAUACGGUUACGUCGCAUAAUAUUUGGUACCUAAUUUUUGAAUUUUUAGAAGGGCAUUGCACGUGAUAAGGAAAUACGCUAAAAGCUUUCUUUCUGAUUAUUAAAAAUAAAUACUUUAUAAGAUAGAAAUAGCUACGAAAUAAAUACCUUAUGUGACGUAAUAUACAUAAUUAAGAUUAAGCAAAACUUCUGCAAGUGGACCUACAUCAAAUUAAUAGUCAUAGAACUAUGAGUACAGUGGUAAGGACUCGUAUGUCAUCUCCUUUCGUGAUAGGUUUCUUUUUAUAAUUUUCAAAAAAUAUUAAGUAUUUGUUUAGUAUUUUACCAAGCUUACAUAAAUAUUUGUAGAUUAUUGGUUUGGUAAUACGUACAAAUUUAGGCCUAAAAGUUAAAAUCAUUGUCAAGCCUUUUAGUUAGUUAUUUUUCCAAAUUUAUUUCGAAAUCAUGAGUACUAGUUAUUUAUAAAAAAAAAACUUAUGUACUUAUUCAAUUAGUUAUUCAUUAUCUUAGGAAUUGAUCUUGUACGAGAAAAUCAUAUAAUUGUAUAUUUAAAAUGAUAAAUAAAACAAUUUAAAGAGGACAAUUGGUAAUUAACGAAGAGAAUUUAUAAAUAUUAAAAUGAAUUCCUCUUUAACUAUAUAAUUAAUUAUUAUACAACAUAUCUGGUGCACUUCACACUAACUUAAUGUAAUGUCAUAGACGUCCACUUUUUCUCUUUAUAAAUAAGUGAUUGACUGUAUCCAUCUUGUAGUUCGCAUUAGUUUUCGGUAACAAGUAUUUAUUUUUGUCAAAAAAAAAACUCAUAUCUUUUGAGGCAGUUAAUAUCAAGCUCAGGACCUCGAUGGCGCAGUGGCUAGCAUGUUCGGUUUCGAUUGUGGAAGUCGAGCAACUUUCACAAUGACCAGCCAUACGAUGGGUGAUCAUAAAGUAUUUUAUCUCGAACCCCUCAUUGCAUCUACAGUUGUACUCAAGCACCCACCAACCCGUACUGAGCCCGCGUGGUAGAUUAUAUAAAUUAUGGUAUCCAUUCUGGCAUGAUUCUCCAAAAUUAAAACUAAAUUUAACACCAGUCUCUUUUCUUUCUUAAAGAGAAUGACAAGGAUACACUGUUGUCAAAUUUAAGUUUAGGUUUAGAUUGUCAUGCCAGAAUCGACAGCUAUGUCCCUAUUCCUUCCAUUAAAUGCGGUAAUGCCUGUGUCCCAGCUGUGGGAACAUUAUCGGGCUAGUGAUGAUGAUGAAUAGCAAACAGGUGAUAAUGUUUUUACGCUAAAAUAACACUAUUCCGAUAGUUUAUGAGCAUGCCGGCACCGUUCUUGUUAAAGCCAUCUGAGGUUCCAUUCCUAAUCAGGAAAAUCGAGAAAAUCUUUUUUAAUCUUGAAUCUAGGUGAGUCGUUAAAAAAAUCUUAUUUUAUACCACAACUGUUUUAUCUAUUCAUCUCUACAAACUAAUAACAUUGAAUGAUAUAUGAUUCUGCUAAAUAUCUGUUUUAUAGCAAGAUGAAAUGCAGCUUUUAUAGCGCUAGUAAUUUACAAAUGCGGAAUAAAUUUAACAUCAAUAAACAAGUCAUUGUAAACUCUUUAAAAGUGUCGGUUUUUUUACCGACAAUGACAAAUUUACAAUGCAGGACUUAUUGUUAUGAAGAUCGCACGUAUUAUCAACGAUGCGGUAGGACAAAUUAAGGCCCGUAUUACAGAAGGACAACUAAGUGUUGAUCUUUACUUAGUGCCGCUAUGUGCUAUAUAUAGCGACAUCCCUUUCUAACUGUGCUCAAGACUAGAUCAACACUGAUAAUCUUUUUAUAAUACGGGCCUUAAAGUAGGUAACGGUUGAAAAUACCUUUGCUCAGAAUCAAGUCUAUCUGGUUCGUGAUAUAUGAAUUAGAGAUACUUACAUAGUUCUAAAUCUUCUACAUUUUAUACUAUAGUACAAAAGUUUCAUACUUUAUAUACUUAGUCGGUAGUUAUCUGCUUACAUUAUUAAAUUUGACAAUAUAGAAUAAAAUGUACACUUUAUGCACUAAAAUGUAGAAAGUUUUAAUCUAUUACAUUGUAACUCAAGCACUUUGGCAAAACUUAGUUUCACCAAAAUUUCCUUGCCCCAAGCCAAUGUACAUUAAAUAGACAUUAUUAAUAAUUAUUAUGAUAAAAGCAUACAUAUUGUGAUUGUGAAUUAAUUAUAAAUGCAUUAGCAUAAUUUAAUAAAUGGGGAUAUUGAAGACAACACAUACUCCUGCAUUAUUGUAGCCUGUAUAACAAAAACUAGUACCUACUCUGGCUUUUCUUCUUCCAGUGAUGGCAAAAUCUUAUGAGGAAAGAAAAAUGUAUCAUCAAAAACUCGUUUUCUGCUACAAAGAUACAGUUGUAUGUGCUUUCACCCCAAAUGGAAUUGGACAGAGCUUGCCCACAAACUUGUUGUCUAGUACUAAAGGAAUAUUUUCAUACUGCCUCACAGACAUUAUAUUUAAAAUAUUUAGAUAGUUUUACUAUGAAUAAUUCACUGUAUUUGUAGAUUACAAUUAAAGUUAUAAUCUGUUAAUGUUUAUUAUGAAAUAUAAAUUAGUGGAAGCUGUAAACAGGACCACAAAGUAAUAUUUUAUAAAGCUUUCUGUGGUGUUAAUGUUGCAUUAAAACAGUCAUCUAUUUUUCUAUAUCGAAAACAUUUGAAAUAAAACUUUCAAUGUGGAUUUAUUAUUUUGAAAUUUUUAUGUCAUCUUGCUAAGCAAUCCAAAAAAUUGAUUAUUUUCAUACAUUCAGUGGUAAAUUAUUAUAAUGGGAUGGGGACUUCACUUGGCUAUUCGUAAACUUGAAAACAGUCUGUCCUUAUUAUCAGGGCUUGUAAGCGGUUUUUAGUAAAAUAAAAGCGGUACCAAAAACCUUAAUGAAUCGGUUUAAUCCAGAGCGACACGUGCACGCGUCGGCAUCGCUUAUGUUUGUUUUGUUUGAUUGAACUAAUCAAGUCACAAUUUGUUAAUGCUCAGAGAUUGAUGCAUUUAUUGACACGUUUGAUAACGUCUAGUGAGUCAAGUUAUUCAUUUUGUAGUUGUGUACUGGCACACCACUCACUCGCUCUGUAGUUGGAAAGAAACUGACAUAAAAUCAUUAUAAAUUUGAAUUGAAACGGCGAAGGCGAUACUGGCAGUAAGAGCGAAAUGAAACAUUUUAAAAAUGAAAAACCUAUUGAUUUCGCUUUUUAGGAAAACCGGGUUUUUUAAGGUUAAGGUAGAGCCAAAUCUAAAUAAAACGCUCCUGAUGUACUUGAUACUGAUUUAGGUUUGAAAAUUAACAGGUAAACAAGCCCUGCUUAUUAUGUGGAAUGAAAAGGACAGACUGAUGACAAGCCCCUUAUUCACUUGGAAACUUGAGUUUCCAAGUGAAUAAGGGGCUUGCAUAAAAACAACAAUAAUAAAUGUCAAUUUUAAUUUUCGCUCUUUUAUAUUUAUCUUUCAAUUAAAAUUUGUUAUUGAACUACCCAAUAUGGCAGACAUUUUGAAAAUGUUUAAGAAAUUUUAAAUACCCAUAGGAAGGUUUAUUUCAACAUUGAAUAAAUGAAACAAUAUCUGUAAUGGAAAUAUGAUUUCUACAUAAUAUUAAAAGGAAAUUGUUGCUUAAAAGAUUAGGGUGUGUAAAAAAUAAAUACAUUGUUGACAUUGCUUAUAAAUUAUUUUAUUUCAAGGCUUUUAUUAAUUAAUUUUCAUUUUAGUAAAAACAAUAUCUUUAUUUGACCAAAGCCACAACAACAAUAAAUAUAUUGUGAUAAAAUCACUUUACAUUAACAUCUGUUAAUGUAGGUGCAAUUAUAGGUCCUUUGCCUAGUACAACCAAUGGACUUCCCUUGUAGCAAGCUACCUUUUCUCUGUUUGUCUUCAAAUCUGGUGCACAGGUUUCAAAUAUUUUUUUCUUAGGAUUAAGUUGUACUUCAGGUGUUCGAGGAUAUCCUUCACAUGUGACCAAAUCCCCUGGAAUAGCUCCAUUGGGAGGUAUUAAAACUUCUACUUUCUCAGGAGAUGAAGCACACAUCACCAUUGCUUCUGAUGUUACUCCACGCAU